Microthlaspi erraticum is the source of this 1065-nucleotide messenger RNA. The record is from the annotation of a GenBank genome assembly. Lineage: Eukaryota; Viridiplantae; Streptophyta; Magnoliopsida; Brassicales; Brassicaceae.
AUGAGGAAUCCACACAGCAAUGGAAACCUUCGGAAGCUGGAAGCUGACGGAGAAGAAGAAACGGAGGAGAAAUCGUGCCAUAACGGCUUCGGAGUUGGUGUCAUCUUGGGUCUCGACGGUGGCGCCACCUCAACUGUGUGCGUGUGCGUCCCAUUCUUUCCGUACGGCGAUCGUUUACCGGAGCCUCUUCCAAUCCUCGGUAGAGCCCUCGCCGGUUCAACCAAUUGCAACAGCGUUGGAGAGACUGCAGCAAGGGAUUCACUAGAGCAAGUUAUUUCUGAGGCACUUGUACAAGCAGGUUCAGAUAAAUCAGAUGUCCGUGGUGUGUGCUUAGGUGUUUCAGGUGUAAAUCAUCCCUCAGACCAGAAAAAGAUUGAAAAUUGGAUAAGGGAAAUGUUUCCGAGUCAUGUCAAGGUGUAUGUUCAGAAUGAUGCUAUAGUGGCUUUAGCCAGUGGAACCAUGGGAAAGCUCCAUGGCUGUGUUCUUAUCGCCGGUACAGGAUGUAUAGCCUAUGGUUUUGAUGAAGAUGGCAGGGAGGCUCGAGCAUCUGGCGCUGGACCAAUCUUAGGUGAUUGGGGAAGUGGCUAUGGAAUUGCUGCACAGGCCUUGACGGCGGUGAUUAGAGCUCACGAUGGUCGUGGCCCACAAACGAUGCUUACAAGUUCCAUCUUAAAAGCACUUGGACUUUCCUCUCCAGACGAACUCAUAGGGUGGACUUACGCUGAUCCAUCAUGGGCACGCAUUGCUGCUCUUGUUCCUCAAGUAGUAUCUUGUGCAGAAGCUGGUGAUGAAAUUUCAGAUAAGAUCUUGGUUGAUGCAGCUGAGGAUUUAGCUGUAAGCGUUAAAGCUGUUGUACAGAGACUUGGUUUAUGUGGCGAAGAUGGGGCAGCUUCUUUCCCAGUUGUAAUGGUGGGCGGUGUCCUAAACGCUAACCAGAAAUGGGACAUUGGAAAAGAAGUCUCAAACCGCAUCAACCGUUACUUUCCAGGGGCUCAAACUAUCAUACCAAAGGUAGAGCCAGCUGUUGGAGCAGCAUUGUUGGCUAUGAACUUCUUAACAAGUUAA